UAUCGCUAUUCACAAACAAAUGUAGCCUAUUUAGUAUAUCUUGGUAUACUCGAUGUCCGUGCAUGAAUGAGUGUGACAAUUUUCUGCUCCUUUAUCUAAGUGUUUACCGUCCAGGGCCAGCGCUCCAGCAGUAAGUCAAGCAGUAAUAAACAAAGGUGUCACACUGGGAGCUUCCACCACCAACACGUGUGACCCGCACCCGAGCCCUGUAAACAUGGUCGUGCCAGCUUGCCCCACCUUCACCUCCCGGGCCAGCGCUCCAGCAGUAAGUCAAGCAGUAAUAAACAAAGGUGUCACACUGGGAGCUUCCACCACCAACACGUGUGACCCGCACCCGAGCCCUGUAAACAUGGUCGUGCCAGCUUGCCCCACCUUCACCUCCCGGGCCAGCGCUCCAGCAGUAAGUCAAGCAGUAAUAAACAAAGGUGUCACACUGGGAGCUUCCACCACCAACACGUGUGACCCGCACCCGAGCCCUGUAAACAUGGUCGUGCCAGCUUGCCCCACCUUCACCUCCCGGGCCAGCGCUCCAGCAGUAAGUCAAGCAGUAAUAAACAAAGGUGUCACACUGGGAGCUUCCACCACCAACACGUGUGACCCGCACCCGAGCCCUGUAAACAUGGUCGUGCCAGCUUGCCCCACCUUCACCUCCCGGGCCAGCGCUCCAGCAGUAAGUCAAGCAGUAAUAAACAAAGGUGUCACACUGGGAGCUUCCACCACCAACACGUGUGACCCGCACCCGAGCCCUGUAAACAUGGUCGUGCCAGCUUGCCCCACCUUCACCUCCCGGUAAGUCCCUCUCCCAUCACAACACCAACACACCCACCAACGCCUUUCUACCACCACCAUCACCAUCCAUACCUACACUUUCCCAUUAACAGCACCCACAGUCACUAUUUCCCUUCUCCUCACCAUCCAUAUCAGCCUCUA
Messenger RNA from Eriocheir sinensis (Chinese mitten crab), 930 nucleotides. RefSeq lists its product as uncharacterized. NCBI's taxonomy places the organism in Eukaryota, Metazoa, Arthropoda, Malacostraca, Decapoda, Varunidae. The coding region runs from base 215 to 793 and encodes 192 amino acids. The transcript has 5 exons. The record is from RefSeq and is a predicted model, not a curated record.